AUUUCAUUCACGCGUUGCCCUGUCAUAAUCCCCGUACAGGUCGAGGGUGUUGACAUCACAGCGGAGGAUAAGUUCUAUGCCAUCGUCGAUGGAGAUACUGCCACAUACGCUAUGGCAGGGGCAAUAUAUCAUGGAGUGCACCAUUUCACUGCAAGGUACACAGACGAACACGAAAAGGUAUGGUACAAUGACGGAAUUAUUCAUGACAGGUCGUGCAUACUAGAGGGGCAAUUAGUAGAU
This is a messenger RNA of Desarmillaria tabescens, 240 nucleotides long. RefSeq lists its product as uncharacterized. The transcript has a single exon. NCBI's taxonomy places the organism in Eukaryota, Fungi, Basidiomycota, Agaricomycetes, Agaricales, Physalacriaceae. The annotation marks the transcript as partial. The record is from RefSeq and is a predicted model, not a curated record.